AUGCAUGCAUCUAAGAAAUAUAACGCACUGAUGCAAAGUGCAACAGUGAUAUCCAUUUCCGACAGCUAUCUGAACUCCAUUGAACUAAAGUUCCGCAAUAGACAUUCUACAAAUGCUAAAGAUAGUUGGGCAAGAAGAAGUUUAUAUUCACUAUAUGAAUGUAUUCCCGGGGUCAUGAAUCCUCAAUGUAAAACAGUUGGGAUCUUGAGUAGCGUCUUCAUCUUCUUCUUUCUAUUAGCAUUUUUGAUACGAACUUUAUUAAUCUUUUCGCAUCAUGCGGAGAAGGAUAGAAAUUGCAUAGUUGAUAGCAGUCACAUGGGAACUGCAUUGUCUACUAUGAUAGACCUGACCAAAGUCAGUUUCAUUUUGUACAUAAUUUUAAUGUUUAGAGUGGCUUACGUUGAUCCGAAAUCUAGAGUCUUUGUAUACGACUCAAAGAAAGUAGCUCUUAAUUAUCUAUCUGGCUACUUUAUUGUCGACUUGUUUUUGGUGGUUCCACUUGCCCAAGUCAUUGUACGGUGGGUGAUACUUCGAACAACCAGCUUCUCUUAUGGGCCAAUUGAGGUAGUAUAUUUCUUGCAGUAUAUGGCCGUGCUAUGUAGACUUCUGUCUAUGCUUGCCAAUCAGUCUACAAACGCCUUGGUAUUUAAGUCAUGGUUGUCUAAAUUUGUUAUAAAUCUUCUGGCAUUUUUUCUUUUUAGUCAUGUGGUCGGGUCAUUUUGGUAUUACUUUGCCUUGAAUAGGGUAGCCUACUGUCUUCGAAAUGCUUGUGGUGAGAAUUGGUGCUUAAUGUAUGUAUCUUGUGAGCGUAGAUAUGAGAAUGAGAAUUUUGUAAAGGACUCACCAUCAUUCAAAAACUGGAAGAACAACAACAAUGCCACGGCUUGUUUUGGUCCAAGCGGUUACAAAUAUGGAAUUUAUGUGGAAGCUGUCAGCCUAGCUCAAGAAUCUAAUCUACCAAUGAGAUACAUCUAUUCACUGUUUUGGGGGUUCCAGCAAAUUAGUACUUUAGCUGGAAACCAAACACCAGCUUUCUUUGUGGUAGAAGUUCUCUUCACUAUGUUCAUUACUGCUACAGGUCUUUUGCUCUUCUCUCUUCUCAUUGGAAAUAUACAGAGCUUUCUCCAUGCUCUGGGACGCAGGAGUUUAGAAAAGUCUAUGAGGGGUCUGGACGUUGAGCAUUGGAUGAGCCAUCGACGAUUGCCAGAAAAACUUAAAAGGCAAAUCCGUAAAUCAGAAAGAUACAACUGGCUUGCCACCAGAGGCGUGAAUGAAUUAUUAUUAUUAGAGAAUCUACCUGAAGACCUUCAAAGAAAUAUACGCCGACAUCUCUUCAAAUUUGUGGAAAGCAUCCCAAUCUUUGAUACGAUGGAUGAAUCCAUCUUAGAUACAAUUAAGGAAAGACUUAAACAGAAAACAUAUAUCAAAGGAAGGAAGCUAAUGGUUUCUGGAGGUCUUUUUGAUAAGUUGGUUUUUAUAGUUCAGGGGAAGCUUGAGAGCAUUGGAGAAGGUAGUAGCAGUGUAGUUUCAUUUUCUGAAGGAGAUGUUUGUGGCGAAGAACUUGUUACAGUGUGCCUAGAACAUUCUAUUAUGAAAAGAAAUGGAGAGGAUUUUAGGAUUCCAGCACAGAAGUUGCUAAGCAAGAGGACAGUAAGAUGCUUAACAGAUGUAGAAGCAUUUACUCUCGGAGCUGCUGACCUGGAGGAAGUGUUCAGAUUCUACUCUGGGCUCCUGAUCAGAAAUCCUCAUGUUAAAGGUGUAAUUAGGAAGCAAUGUCCUCCUCAUAGGCAGGGUCUUACGCGAAGAAAAUCAUUUUAA
Messenger RNA from Daucus carota subsp. sativus, 1818 nucleotides. RefSeq names its product probable cyclic nucleotide-gated ion channel 20, chloroplastic. The transcript has a single exon. The record is from RefSeq and is a predicted model, not a curated record. Lineage: Eukaryota; Viridiplantae; Streptophyta; Magnoliopsida; Apiales; Apiaceae. Bases 1 to 1818 code for a protein of 605 amino acids.